Messenger RNA from Argiope bruennichi, 1681 nucleotides. Its product is annotated as extracellular tyrosine-protein kinase PKDCC-like. The record is from RefSeq and is a predicted model, not a curated record. Gene Ontology annotation, molecular function: non-membrane spanning protein tyrosine kinase activity; ATP binding. NCBI's taxonomy places the organism in Eukaryota, Metazoa, Arthropoda, Arachnida, Araneae, Araneidae. The transcript is spliced from 5 exons. The coding region runs from base 189 to 1592 and encodes 467 amino acids. Gene Ontology annotation, biological process: protein phosphorylation.
AUAAACAAAGAGCGUCUAUUGUCGUUCAUAUUAUGUAUAGCGGUAUUAGGAGUUUGUUUAUUUGCUAGUACUGAUUACGUACUAGCAAAUUAUAUGAAUUUUAAAACGAAAUCAGAACAUUUGUCGGAAGGGAAUAAUGGGAAUGAGAAACACAAAUCGCUCGAUCUUUUUGUAAUUUUUUAAUUAAAAUGUUUAGAUUGCCUAUACGUAAACAAACUUCAGCUUCUGGAUGUGCUACGAUUUUGAAAAUAUCCUUUGGAUGUUUUAUAUUUACUAAUCUUUUAUUGUUUUAUUAUCUAGUGGAUCAUUAUCAAAGGCCGGAUUGUCUGCGAACGGGCACUUGUCGUGCAAAUAAUAAACCCAGAACGUUACCCCGUGAGCAAUGGGGACAAACAAUUUAUUUUAAUAUUUUAUAUGAACAUUUUACUCGUGAAAAUAAUGAAUGGCGACUUAUAAAAGCUUCCAGUUCUAAUAGCACAAAAUAUGAUAACGAGCUAAAUUGUUCUUCCUUGAGAAAAUUUGAAAAAGUAAGAUUUGUAGCGGCUGGAUAUACGAAAUCAACGUACAAAGUUAGACUAAACAAUAGAACACUUUCAUUAAAAACUGUUAAUAUAGAAGGACAUGAUAUGAGCAUAUGUUUGCAUCAACAAGAUCGAUAUUUGUACGACUGUUUUCUCUUAGCAGCAUCUAAACUGUUAAAGGAAAUAGCAAUAUUAAAGAAUAUUGAACAUUCAAAUAUUGUGAAGAUUUUAGGUUACUGUAUUCCUGCUGAUCCUGAUAUAUCAGAUCCGCGUCAUACAGUUGCUAUAUUUGAAGAAUAUGGUGAACCCAUCGAUGUCAUCAAACUCCUUCAGUUAUCAUGGGAAGAUAGGCUUAGAAUAAGCUUAGGAUUAUCAAGGCUUCUGAAACAUUUGUCUUCCUUUAAAGAACCCAUAGCUUUAAAUGAUUUUCGAAGACAACAGUUUAUUGUUAUAGAUGGUGAACCAAAACUGAUUGAUGUUGAUGAUAUUGGGUUGCAAGAACAAAGAUGCCAUGAUAAACCUUGCUGCUUAAUUCCACCUUCAUCCAAUAUUUCCAUUUGUGUACCAUGUGUAGAUCAAGUAUGUCAUGGAUUCAAUGAAAAAGUAAACAUAAUCAGAACUGGAAGACAUUUUAUAAAGCAUAUUCUUCCUCAUGGUGCACCUGCACCUUUGAAUUCAAUUGCUGACAAAAUAACAUCUGCUUUUCAAUUAGCUUCAUUAGAUACAAAUAGCAUUUGGAAAAAAAUGGAAGAUUUGGCAGUAAUUUAUAAAAGUGGCCAAUACAGAAACAUUUCAAAAAUUCGUUAUCUAACAGCGUACAAAGCUUACUAUCACAGGGAUGUAUCAGCUAAAUUUGAUUAUAGAUGCCAAUUAACUGUAUCAGGGUAUGGAUGCAUGACAUCUGUUCUUGAUGCUGAGGAGGCUGCUGAAAUUUGCUGGAAUGAUUCAAAAUGCAAAGCUUUUAUAUUUACUGAUAUCAAAACAUGGACAGGUAGGAGAAUUGCAAAGUUUAAAAGUGGAUUUGGGAAUCUCUUGCAUAACAACAAAACCACAUUGUUUUUAAAAUUGUAGUGUACAUAAAGUGGAAUUACAAAACAAUUUUGUUUUUAAAACUGUAGUGUUUAUAAAUGUGUAUUAAAUAAAUAACAUAUAUUUUUUUA